CUUGGCUAAAAAAAAAAAAUAAUUAUCAAAGUGUCUUUGAUAAAAUUAAAAAGACACUUUAAUUUUAACAAUGAUUGAAAAAUUUUGUCUGCUUGUAAUUUUGCUGGCCAUUUGUUUAAACAAAGCAAAUGGAAAGACAAUUCCAAAAGUCGAGUAUUGUAAUUCAUUGUCCUGCAACAAUACUGCCAGAUCAAUAUUGAACAACAUGGACACGAGUGUACAACCCUGCAAUGAUUUUCUUCAAUUUGUUUGUGGUAAAAAUAGACACAGCAAUGAUCCAACUGCAUCAAAAAUUAAUCCAUGGAAAAAAUUGAGAAACCAAAUUCAAGAAAAUAUUUCAAGCAAUGAUGAUAGCCUUGUUAAAAUUGUCAAAUAUUUUUACAAAAGCUGCAUGAUAACAAGUAAAUUUGAUAAGCAACAAUUGAGUAAUGAAAUUGUUGAUAUGAUUGAACAAAUUGGUGGCUGGCCAGUUGUUAAAAAUGACAAAUGGAACAGUAGUUUAUUCAAUUGGAAUAAAACCAUUUACACAUAUGACAAUGAAAAAUAUUGGAAUUUAAAUUUCUUCGAUGCUAAACUUGAAGUUGAUGUGAAAAAUAAAUCUCAACAUGUUAUUUAUUUGAGUCAAUCAUCACUGCUACAAUCACAAGAAUUUUUAACAGCAAAUUUUAAUGAUAAAAAUGUUAAUCAAGAUUAUUUAAAGCUUAUGGUUGAUGUUGCUGUUAAAAUGGGAGCUCAAUAUGAUGUUGCAAUUAAUGAGCUUAAAAAUUGUCUUGAAUUUGGAUCUCAGCUUGUAAAUUUAACUGAUGCUAACCACGAAUCAAUGAGUCUCAAUGAUUUUAUUGAAGAUAAAAGUUACAUGAAAAACCUUGAAAAGGUAUUAAAUCAAACUCCUAAAAAAUCACAAGCUAAUUUUGUAGUCUGGAUGAUGAUUCAUGAGUUUGCUGAGUUUAUAAAUGAACCAAUUGAUGGAAAUAAAUUAAAAUCAGACAAGUGUCUUGAUAUAGUUACUAAAAAGCUUGUUGAUAUUACACGAGUUUUGUAUGCUCUGGACCAAGUUUAA
Aphidius gifuensis is the source of this 1060-nucleotide messenger RNA. RefSeq names its product neprilysin-2-like. The record is from RefSeq and is a predicted model, not a curated record. Gene Ontology annotation, cellular component: plasma membrane. NCBI's taxonomy places the organism in Eukaryota, Metazoa, Arthropoda, Insecta, Hymenoptera, Braconidae. Gene Ontology annotation, biological process: protein processing. Gene Ontology annotation, molecular function: metalloendopeptidase activity. Bases 71 to 1060 code for a protein of 329 amino acids. The transcript has 5 exons.